Molecule: messenger RNA, 1605 nt
Organism: Pieris macdunnoughi
Lineage: Eukaryota; Metazoa; Arthropoda; Insecta; Lepidoptera; Pieridae
Source: the annotation of a GenBank genome assembly
AUGGAGUUGUGGCACAGAUUGGUCGCGUUUCUAGCGGUCACCACCGCGGUAUUUGCUACUCCUCUCCUCAACGAACUUCCACCAGGAAAGGAAUGGCCAGAACGUUUGUCUGUCAAACAACCUUACGAGCCAGAGAAACCAACAGAAAGCCCAGAAUAUUAUUCAACUUUUUCAUCAGAUCUCUCAUUCGAUGAAAAACCUUCGGAAAACAUAAAUGAAGUAUUACCAGCGUUGAACGAAAAAUUAGAAAAUAUAGAGGCCGCUGACAGUACUUCAACUGGUACUAAUGUUGAAAAAUCAGAAACCAUAAAUGAAAACUUGCCACAAGUAAACGAGAAAGCCGAUCAAAAGAGAGAAACAAAUGAAUCCCAAAAAGACGUUUUAGGCGUUGCUAAAGAUGCUGAGAAAGAAAAUAAGGUAAACUACUCAGGGGCUCAAGUGUGGAAGGUCUCAACUGAGGAGAGUAGAGUUCGCACAGUCAUUGGGCGGCUACGAAGGAGAAACUUAAUCGCCACAUGGUCCGGAAACCACUCUUACGUAGACGUUUUUGUCAAGCCCCAUGCUGUGGAGAACGUAACAAGGGCUUUCAAAAGGGAAAAUAUAGAAUAUGACAUCAUCAUCGAUGAUCUUCAAAAGCGAAUCGACGAAGAAAACCCUCCACUAGACCAAAACGAAAUCGAAUUGCAGGAUAGAAGAGGACAUCGAAUGACGUGGAAGCAAUAUCAUAGACUUGAGGAUAUCCACGGAUUUUUAGACUACUUAGCCAAAACAUAUUCCGCUAUAAUAAGUGUUCGGUCUAUAGGGAAAUCAUUUGAAGGAAGAGAUCUUAAGGUAUUGCGUAUUUCAAAUGGUAAACCUUCAAAUAAGGCAGUGUUCAUAGAUGGUGGGAUACAUGCGCGGGAGUGGAUAAGUCCAGCAACAGUCACGUAUUUUAUCAACCAAUUCGCUGAAAACUUUGACGAAGAGGAAGACGACAUCAGGAAUAUAGACUGGUACUUCCUUCCCGUGGUGAACCCUGAUGGUUACGAAUACACUCACACCGCUGAUCGUUUAUGGAGAAAAAACAGAAAACCAGCUGUUGGCAGGCAAUGCGCUGGUACCGAUCUCAAUAGGAAUUUCGGAUACCGUUGGGGCGGAAAGGGUGCUUCAGCCAAUCCCUGCAGUGACAUUUUCAGAGGAAACCGAAUGUUCUCAGAGCCGGAAUCGAAAGCUUUGGGAGAUUUUAUCAAGAAUACAGCAGCUAACUUUACAGCAUACCUAACUUACCACAGUUAUGGCCAGUACAUUUUGUACCCAUGGGGAUAUGAUAAUGUGGUGCCCCCAGAUCACAAAACCCUAGAUGAGGUUGGAAAGAGCAUGGCAGAUGCAAUAAAACAAAUUGGUGGGUCAAAAUACACAGUGGGAUCAUCAAGUGGAGUAUUGUAUCCUGCUGCAGGAGGAUCAGAUGACUGGGCAAAAGGGCAAGGAAUCAAGUACUCAUUUACAAUAGAACUGGGUGACACAGGCCGAUAUGGUUUCAUAUUGCCUACUUCACACAUUGAACCUGUUGCUAAAGAAUCCCUGGCAGGAUUAAGAGUAUUGGCACAUUAUGUUAACAAAUAUUAA